ACACACACACACACGCACACACACACACACACACACACACACACACACACACAGUGCUCUGUGUUUAUUCAGAGUGUGUCUGUGUUUUGAUAUGGACAAAAGAGAGCACACAGGACAGUGACCACGUUUGGGGAAAAAAAAAGACACAGUGAAUGAAAGCUACAAAUCCAGGGAUCUAUUGAUUCCAGUGGAAGUUUGCACUUGCAACCGAAUACAUGUCUUUGGGAACAAAAAGCAGAUGUUUUUAAAAACCAUACACUUACAAUCGUAAGCCUUGUUUUAUUCAUUUUCAGUGCUUCUGUUAGAGACUCUCUCAAGCAACACUAAGUGAUGUUUUUUAGUCGGCGUUAGUCAUAUUCUCCUCUGAAGAAAUCGAAUGGUGUUCUCAAUGCCUCGCUGUGUUUAGUCCAGUGCAGGUCAGCAUCAGUGGACUUGUGCUUUUCUGGGGACUCAGUCCCUUUCUUCCUCCCCGCUCGCGUGCUGACGGCUGACUGGCCCCGCUGGGCUGCCCUUGCGAGGUCGAGCACAGCUCUCCAAGAGCAGAAGCAGCAGCAGCAGCAGCAGCAGCAGCAGCAGCAGCAUUCAUUAGGAUCAGAUGGACCCACAGCCUGACAGGAGCAGGGGUGGGUAAGCCUGGCUGAGGCGGAGGCCACUGGAGACACACGACUCUUCUCUGUGAUGGCUGUCUCGACUGAUCUUGACUGGACUGCAGGGGUGACUUUGUUUGCGCUGGAAAUCUCUUUUGAUCAAGAGUCAGCAACACAACCCACGUAGCUUUUCAACAAUGACUGACUGGAAGAAUCCAGGUGCUCCUCCGUUCUCUUUUUCUUUUUGCGCUCUUCUGUUUUUGUCUCCCCCUGAGGUCUGCAUUGAUUUUGGGUUAUUGUUCAACUGAUUGAGCCCCAGCUAUGUGAGUGAGUGAGGGAGAAGAUUGAGCUGUUUGCUAAAAAAGAUUACCCCGCCGACAAGGCCAGAUCUUUCUCCAGUUACUUGCCACCUAUACACAAACUGUGUGUCAGAGUGAGUGUGUGUGUGUGUGUGUGUGUGUGUCCAGCACAGCACAAAACCAAGUCACCCUCCUGGGGCAGGACGAGGCCAACCUCGCACAACAAUGAACCAGUCAGGGCUCGUCGAACUGGCGCCCACUGAAAAUAGCAGCAUUGUUCGAGCCGUCGGCAUCGGCGGCCUAAACCACUCCUGUCCACUGGGCUGGGGCUUGAUCGAGGGUGCGGAGGCCUGCGUGUUGGAAACGGCCGUCAUCGUGCUGCUGACCGUACUCAUCAUCGCCGGCAACGUGACGGUCAUCUUCGUGUUCCACUGCGCCCCGCUGCUGCACCACUACACGACCAGCUACUUCAUCCAGACCAUGGCGUACGCCGACCUGCUGGUGGGACUGAGCUGCCUGGUGCCCACGCUCUCCCUGCUGCACCACCCCACGGGCGUCACGGAGCCCCUCACCUGCCAGGUGUUCAGCUACGUCAUCUCCGUGCUCAAGAGCGUCUCCAUGGCGUGCCUGGCGGGGAUCAGCGUCGACCGGUACCUCGCCAUCACCAAGCCGCUGUCCUACAACCAGCUGGUGACGCCGUGUCGUCUGCGCGGCUGCAUCGCGCUCAUAUGGCUCUACUCCUGCGCCGUGUUUCUGCCCUCUUUCUUCGGGUGGGGAAAGCCGGGUUACCACGGAGACAUCUUCGAGUGGUGCGCCCAGGCGUGGCCUACCUCGGCGCUCUUCACGGGCUUCGUGGUGUGCCUGCUCUACGCCCCCGCCGCCCUGGUGGUGUGCUUCACCUACUUCCACAUCUUCCGUAUUUGCCAGCAGCACAACCGGGAGAUCAACGAGCGGCGCGCCCGCUUCCCCAGCCAGGAGAUGGAGCCCGGGGCGGAGGGCGGCGGCAGCGGCGGCGGCGGCAGCAGGGGACAGCACGCGGGUCACGGACCGGACAGACGCUACGCCAUGGUUCUCUUUCGAAUCACAAGUGUCUUCUACGCUCUCUGGCUGCCCUAUAUCAUUUACUUUCUCUUGGAGAGCUCCCACGUGCUGGACAGCCCAGCUCUGUCCUUCAUCACCACCUGGCUCGCCAUUAGCAACAGCUUCUGUAACUGCGUCAUCUACAGCCUCUCCAACAGUGUGUUCCGCCUGGGCAUGCGUCGCCUGUCACAGACACUGUGCUCCUUCAGCCGCUGUGCAGAUGAUGGGAAGGAGUUUGGAGAACCUAAACCCAGGAAGAGAGCCAACUCCUGCUCCAUCUAAGAAGCCUGGGAAGCGUGAGAGUCUGGAGAAAUAGAUCCUAUGGAAGAGUUUGGGAAGAAAAUCAAGCUGCUACAUGUCAAGGUCAUUACAGCUGCUCCAAAGAAGGAGAGUUUGGCUCUAAGGAUUUGUUGGGAAAUGGUCUGCAUCUGCCAAUUCCACACCUGUUCCUAACCGCAGUUUUGCAUGAAGCACAUUUUGUUGGUAUUGAUGUCAGGAGAAGUGUACCCACAUGCACGGGACAAAAUGGCCUCUUUUCUGCUCUGUGUAAAUAACUAUGGCAGCAGGUGACCAUGACCAGUUGGAUAAGCAAUCGUUUCCAGUCUCCACGGUCUACAGGAUGUUAGCAAACACAACAAGGGAAGGUCAUACCCUUGGGUCAGGCCCAAACAGUAAAAACCAGUCAACUUUUAAGGCCUUUGACAACUUGUGUCAUAAAGUUGAUGACAAAGCUAGGGGUUAAUGCAUGCAGAUCUAAAGACCUUGGUCAGUACAGUGGAGUGGUUGGAUUGGACCUUCCCCAGCAGCAUUCUAUUACGGAUACUUCAAGAGAGCUGCUCCAGCAGCCUUGUCCUGGAAGGCACCUGUGCAGUCUAUGUCAAUAGCCUUGCCCAGCUUUGUAUCCACAUCACUGGUGAAUAUCAUUCCCUCUGCAGGAUUUUGUAGCAGACGUACAGAUCUGCAUAUGAACAGAUCUAGCAGUGGUAGGGAUGCAUGUGUAGAAGAGUUGGCAAACCGUUCAGAAGUGUUUUAAAAUUUCCUCUGAGAAAAUAUUAUCCAUCUGGAUUUCGUCAGAUAGCCCCUUACAGCCGUAGUUUUUUUUUUAUAUUCCUGUGUUUUGACUCAUCCUGUGUUUCAAUGAAUGGACCACCACGACCAUGAGAACAUAGCUGAUAGAAUAGCUCCCUCGGGGACUGCAGGUGUGUCAUUCCGUGCAUAUGCUGCCUGUGGGUUUCUUGUUUCCCUCAGUGGAGGUGAUGCGACAGUCACACAGAUUUUUUGACAUGGCCUGGCCUGUGAUAACUGUUCUGAGCUCACUCACCUUACACUGUCUCAUCCUGUAACGUCUCAACUGUUUGCCAUGAGAUCCAUUUGCCUGCAGUCUGUGAAGUCAGUAUCACACAAAUGAGCCGAUUUAGUUCUGCUUUGUCAAACUGACUUUAAAAGUUCACAGAAGAAGGCAUUGUGCUUCAUGUCGCUAAAACUCAUUUUUUCUUGUAUUUCCUACCUGGAAAAUCCUCUGUUGGCUGUUUAGCUUUGGUCUGUAUUGUAUAUGUGCCUAACAUGAUUUUAGCGCUAGCUACUUCCUGCUUUGUGUGUAUGAAGCGUCGUGCAUUCUAUUGGGGCAUGACAAUUUGUGUGUGUCUCAACCCAGCCACGGAUUUAAGCGAUGUCAUUGGCUGGCCUCAAACCAAGCCACGGAUUUAAGCGAUGUCAUUGGCUGGCCUCAAACCAAGCGGUGUUGCCUCUCAGAAGCCUCUUGACAGGGGCCUUUCACGUGAACUCAGAAAAAAUGGGUUUCUUAUGUGCUUUAGUGCUUUUUAAAUGUAUUUUUCCUAUUUGUUUUUUCUUAUCAAAGUCAUUAUUUUGGUAAAAAGAACACAUAUUUGAUUUAUACUCUGUGGAUUUAGCUGCUUAAUCAAAACAACUUGACUGUAGAAGAAGAAAAAAAAUGAAAUAGCAUCUUAUUCUGUGUUUUUAUAGAAAUCUGCAGUUUGUGCAUCUGUUCAUUCUUAGACAGAUGAGUUCGUGUGUGGCAUUUUUGGCUCAAUCCAAGAAUUGGGUGGUUGAACACAUUAAAGAACUUCUGAUAAAAAGGAAUCUUAUCGAUUAGAGGAGGACGGGUUAUUCAGUCUAGUUUCCUUGUACAGAUAGAACAUGUGAUACCUCUUCUGUUUUUAUUAAAUUAACACAAUUAAAUGAAAAUGCUUCAGGUUUUGAACUAGUGACUUAAUGACAGUUUGAGUGCUUGUCAAAUAAGUUGUACAUUGCAAUCAGUUAACCGAGCUCUCGCAUUCCAAACCGUCACUGGUGGGUGUGUGUGAAACCUUAUAGAAUAGGAUCUUUUUAUUGAAGAACACUGUGCUCUUCUCUGAGUUUGUGGAUAUAUUUCGUGAAACAUUUCCGCCAAAGAAAAGAAUCGGAGAUGGAAUGACAAAACUGAUUUUGGUGAGAAAACUGAUUAAGUGACGUGUAAAAGAAGCAAAGUGCAUUGAUUUAGAAUAUCUUUUUUAUGUCCUAAAAAUGAAGAAAAUAAAUGAUGUGUAUUUAUUUAUUUGACUGUUUUUAAAAUGGAUAUGGUAUUUGUGAAAUAGGAGUACAUUUGUGUACCUGUGUUCACUUGCGCUGUACAGCCAAUGUAUGUUCUAACAGAAACAAUCUGACCCAAUCUCUGUCAAUCAUGGCACAUUCCUGUGUGUAUACUGAACUAGACUGCUGCUGUAACCGUAGAGUAAGCUGUCCUUUUGACUAGGAUACAAAACAAUAAAUGACACAGUAUAUAUUUUUUUAUUUCUGAGAUUUUGUGAAAGGUAAUGGUUAUUGCUGUUGCUGCCAAUACAAUAAAAGUGAACAACUGGAAA
Molecule: messenger RNA, 4827 nt
Organism: Clupea harengus (Atlantic herring)
Lineage: Eukaryota; Metazoa; Chordata; Actinopteri; Clupeiformes; Clupeidae
Gene: gpr52
Product: G protein-coupled receptor 52
Biological process (GO): G protein-coupled receptor signaling pathway
Cellular component (GO): membrane
Molecular function (GO): G protein-coupled receptor activity
Source: RefSeq, a predicted model, not a curated record